CAUCAGCAAUCAGCAAGCCUCCGACUGCCUCCGACCGUAAUAUCAAAGUGUGUACUCGUGUCGGCUUUCGUUAACUCGUCCACGUACAACUAUAACAACUUUGAUGAUAUUUUGAACAUGCCUGGGGCUGUCUCCCCAAGUAUUUAGCAAAAAUUCGUUGAUUUAGUGGAACUAGUUGAACAUUCAAAUACAGUUAUUCGAUCAGAGGAUAAAUAUGUUAGGAACACAUCAAUUUUUAUUCUUUCUCGCACUCUGCCUGGUUCAUCUCGUCAGUACUGACGAACACAAUCAUGUUUAUGACGAUAAUGAAGAAGUUGUACUGUGGAUGAGCACAGUGGGCCCAUACCACAAUAGACAAGAGACUUACUCCUACUUUUCUUUGCCAUUCUGUGCUGGACCCAAAGAGAUGAUUGGUCACUAUCAUGAGACUCUGUCAGAAGCUCUCCAAGGAAUCGAGCUCAAGUUCAGUGGGCUUGACAUAGAAUUCAGAGCCGACGUGGCAAAGACCGAAUUCUGUGGAAUCAAGGCACUCAAUGAUAAUCACCUGAAGGCAUUCAUUUAUGCUGUGAAAAACCAGUAUUGGUAUCAAAUGUAUAUAGAUAAUCUUCCAAUAUGGGGAGUUGUAGGAGAGCCUGAAGACAACAAUGGCGAAAUAUCCUACUACAUCUGGACGCACAAGAAGUUCGACAUUGGUUACAAUGGCAAGCAAAUUGUCGACGUUAACUUAACAAGCGAGAACAAAGUGAAAUUAACUCCAAACGCUCACAUAGCCUUCAGCUACGAGGUCAACUGGAGAAAGAGUAGUGUCAAAUUCGAGGACAGAUUUGACAAGUACCUGGACCCCAACUUCUUCCAGCAUCGGAUCCACUGGUUCAGCAUCUUCAACAGUUUCAUGAUGGUGAUAUUCCUGGUGGGUCUUGUCUCCAUGAUCCUCAUGCGAACACUGCGAAAGGACUACGCGAGAUACAGCAAAGACGAGGAGAUGGACGACAUAGAGAGGGACUUGGGGGACGAGUAUGGCUGGAAGCAGGUGCACGGAGACGUCUUUCGACCUGCCAGCCAUCCCAUUCUCUUCUCAGCACUGGUCGGCUGUGGCUACCAAGUCACCUUCGUCGUACUCAGUGUCAUCAUAUUCGCAAUUCUUGGGGAAUUGUACACGGAGAGGGGCUCGAUGCUGUCCACUGCCAUCUUCAUGUAUGCAGCAACUUCACCGUUGAAUGGAUACGCUGGAGGGGGUCUCUAUGCCAGAAUGGGGGGCAGAGUUUGGAUUAAACAGAUGAUACUUAGUGCUUUCAUGCUGCCUGUCAUGGUCUGUGGAACAGCGUUCUUCAUCAAUUUCAUUGCCAUGUACUAUCAUGCGAGUCGAGCUAUUCCAUUUGGAUCUAUGGUGGCAGUGACCUGCAUCUGUAUAUUCGUGAUUCUCCCCUUGACCCUGGUGGGCACAAUCCUGGGGAGGAACCUGGCAGGGACCCCAGACGCGCCCUGUCGUGUGAACGCAGUUCCUCGCCCCAUCCCCGAGAAAAAAUGGUUCAUGGAGCCACUCGUGAUCAUUCUCCUCGGUGGUAUACUUCCAUUCGGCUCGAUAUUCAUUGAAAUGUAUUUUAUAUUCACAUCCUUCUGGGCGUACAAGAUUUACUACGUCUACGGAUUUAUGCUCCUCGUAUUCGUCAUCCUUAUGAUCGUAACCGUUUGCGUAACCAUUGUUUGCACGUAUUUCCUGCUCAAUGCCGAGGACUACAGAUGGCAAUGGACUAGUUUCUUAGCUGCUGCUUCCACCGCGGGAUACGUCUAUAUUUAUUCAUUCUACUAUUUCUUUUUCAAAACAAAAAUGUACGGCCUCUUCCAAACUGCCUUCUACUUCGGUUACAUGGCACUCUUUAGCUUAGCACUUGGAAUAAUGUGCGGUACGGUAGGAUACAUCGGCACCAACGCAUUCGUCCGUAAAAUCUAUUCGACAGUUAAAAUAGAUUAAUACCCCUCUCCCGCAAUUGUUUCCAAAUAAAUAAUGUACGUGUGCAUGAGAGUGAAUACAAGGAGAAGAUAAAACCGAAUGAAGGAAAUCUGUGCUCAGUGUCUGUACUGCGUCAACAUAUUUUGUUCCAUUGACACUGUGAUAUUGCAAAAGACGUCCAGUUGAGUGAUAGUGAAUUUAUCUCUGCCUCCUGUGGACUCCUGUCACCAUUCGCUGAGUUGGACAGACUUUAUCAUAACAAUUUUAUUGUACGAUAUAUAAUAUAUUCCCUUUUGUUUACAAUCUUAACGCUGUUUAUCCCCCGAAUGCCGAGGCUAAUGAAUUUUCGAGAGUGAUGAGCCAGUAUUGCGAUCAAAAUAGAUCAUUUUUUAAUGGAAAGUCGAUGAUGGGUUACGUUGAGUGUAAAACAUCACAUUCGGUGCGAUAAAUUAAUCUGAUUGAGCAAUUCUUCCUUCCAUUCGUCCUUCAGGCUAUUACAUUUUCAAUUUUAUGGGUAAAAUUAUUUUGCAACUGGAUAUCCAUCAGAUUUUCCUCUUGCAUUUGCAAAACGAGUAGACAAUUAUGCACGACAACAGCACAAAGAGUAAUUGUAAUCAUGUAUAAUAUAAAAAUGAAUUUAAACAAGUGACUUGAAUUGUGCUCGACGUCUGUGCUGGUGCGAAAUGUCAGAACGACGCCAGAUACUUACUAGUUUUUUCCCAAGGGGUGCAACGCCCAUUUCAUCAUAAUUUUCCUCUAACAAAUUCUCUCGUAGAUGUAAAUCCUCAUACUAUUGGCCAAUGAAUUAAUUUAUAUUAAUGUAGCGUAAAUCGUGAAGGAUAUCAAAAGGAGAGAUGAAUCAUUGUGACGUGGAGACAUGUAAUACCAAUAUACUUGUACAAAGUUUUCUCAAUCAAAAAUCAUUUCAUUGAUA
This is a messenger RNA of Diachasma alloeum, 2885 nucleotides long. RefSeq names its product transmembrane 9 superfamily member 3 (gene TM9SF3). Lineage: Eukaryota; Metazoa; Arthropoda; Insecta; Hymenoptera; Braconidae. Gene Ontology annotation, cellular component: membrane. The record is from RefSeq and is a predicted model, not a curated record. The transcript is spliced from 7 exons. Gene Ontology annotation, biological process: protein localization to membrane. Bases 215 to 1972 code for a protein of 585 amino acids.